Cuscuta campestris is the source of this 1525-nucleotide messenger RNA. NCBI's taxonomy places the organism in Eukaryota, Viridiplantae, Streptophyta, Magnoliopsida, Solanales, Convolvulaceae. The record is from the annotation of a GenBank genome assembly.
GUCAUCUCCUCCAUCUCACAUUUUCUUCUCAUAAUAAUUCAUGCAAGUCGCUAAAAAAAACCAUCCAUCUCCUACUAUUAAUUAGUACUCCCUAUUAAACACACACACACAACUUAACCCAAAAAUGAGCCGCCCUAUUAUGCUCAUGGCCGCCAUUGUAGCUAUAGCUUUAGCUUCUUCUCCAUCUUCUUCUCCAUUUGCUGGUGCAUCAGAUCCCUACAAUUUGCAGGAUUUUUGUGUGGCUAUCGAUGGUUCCAAGGCUAAUGGUACGUACGUGAUUAAAUAAAGUGUAGCAACACUUUCCUAAGCAAAACUUGAACUCCUAAAAUAAUGUGAUAGUACACUACAUAUAAACUUUUGUUGGUUGAUGACUUGCAGUUUUUGUGAACGGGAAGACAUGCAAGGAUCCAACGAAGGUCACGGCAGACGAUUUCUUCUUCGCAGCACGCCUACACAUGCCAAGAAACACGUCGAAUCCGAUGGGUGCAAAGGUGACGCCGGUCAGGGUGGAAGAACUACCGGGGCUAAACACCCUCGGGGUUGCGGUAGGUCGCAUUGAUUUUGCACCAAGAGGAAUCUCCCCGCCCCACACCCACCCUUUGGGGACGGAGGUCAUCGUGGUGGUGGAGGGCACGCUGUACGCCGGAUUCGUAGAUUCCAGAAACAAACUGUUCGCUAAGACGCUUCACCCCGGGGACGUUUUUGUGUUCCCGAAAGGGCUGGUGCAUUUCCAGUUGAACGUGGGAGGGGGCCGUGCCUCUGUAUUUGCCGGGUUUGGGAGCCAGAACCCAGGAGGCAUCACUACAGCCAAUUCUGUGUUUGCAGCAGAUCCUCCCAUUCUUCCAGAGCUUCUCUCUAAGGCAUUUCAAUUAGACAAGAAAGUGAUUAACCAUCUCCAAUCACAACUCUGUACGUACUCUUCCAACCCUGGGAGUCUUGCUUUGUGUGUGUACUGCUUGCCAUCUUGACAGCACCCUCAUCACAAGCUUGAUAUGUGUCACACUGCUCCUUGAGUAAAUACAUAUGAAACGAACAACCGCAAUCUAAUAUCCAAUGUGAUUUAUCUGGACUCCUUGCAGUUUUCAAAAACAAGUCCUUUUUGCUUGCUUGGCUCGAGCCUUCUCCAACUGCAGUCAUGAGUAAUUUUCUGUUACCUUUUUUCUACUUUGGAGAAUCCCUCUUCAAAUGAUCUUCCUCAUUGCAACUGUAACAUCAAAAUUUCCUACCACUCGAUUUGGAGCAUUGGGACACAUCCCACUUCUUUUUCAACUGUCUCAAUUACCGACCAACCUGUUUUACAACCAAAGCAUGAUCUUCAUUUGGAAACCUGUUAUUGCCCCGCCAGAUCAUGCUCAACCACCUCAUCAAUUUAAGGGUCUCUUGGAACAAGUUCGUAGUUACAAUGUAGUCAAAAUAAGAAGGGAAAGAAGCCAACAAAAGUAACACCUUGUCUUCAUCUGCAAUCUUUACAUCUAUAGAUUCCAACAUCGUUGUUAUACGGUUGAACUCGCUUAGGUGUCCAUUA